GCGGUAGCACCCCCAAAUUCACGGUGUAGUUUCUCGUCGAGUUUAUUCUGUUGCUUCCGUGUCCGGUGAACCGACUUCACAUUUGGAACAACUUGUCCACUGUACGACGCAGACAGAAAGAUGGCUGGGAAACGUGCAGCAUUGAAAGCCAUUGACUGGUUGGCCUUUGCUGAGAGGGUUCCCCCCAACCAGAGGGCCAUGUUCAACAACCUCAAGACGCGCUCAGACGCCAUCGGUGCCAAGCUGUCCUCUCUGCCAGAGAAGCCUGUCACCAUCGACUGGAGCUUCUACAAGACCAAUGUGGCCAGAGCCGGUAUGGUGGCCGAGUUUGAAUCCAAGUUCUCAGCCCUGACCAUCCCUGAGCCCAAGGACACAGCCACAGCCGCGAUCAACACACAGGAGGCCGAGGCGAACAAAGCUGCUGUUGCCUACGUCGAGGCUUCCAAAGCUCGCAUCGCCCAGUAUGGGAAGGAGCUGGAGAAGUUCCAGAACAUGAUUCCCUUCGACCAGAUGACCAUCGAUGAUCUGAACGACACGUUCCCCGAGACCAAGCUGGACAAGGAGAAGCACCCGUACUGGCCCCACAAGCCCAUCGCUGAGCUGUAAACUAAAAGCCCCCAGCGCUUUCCAAAUAUUAUACUUUCCUCUGAUGAAAGGUUGUAUAGUGUCCUGUGUAUAAAGUCUAGUCCUGUUUCAUCUACAAAGACAGUUUGUGAAAUUACUCAACUGUGAGUAAGGUAAUCUGGUCCUUUGAAUGGAAAUAAACAUUUAUGGAAAUUGAA
Molecule: messenger RNA, 782 nt
Organism: Coregonus clupeaformis (lake whitefish)
Lineage: Eukaryota; Metazoa; Chordata; Actinopteri; Salmoniformes; Salmonidae
Gene: atp5pd
Product: ATP synthase peripheral stalk subunit d
Exons: 6
Coding region: 121-606 (161 amino acids)
Biological process (GO): proton motive force-driven ATP synthesis
Molecular function (GO): proton transmembrane transporter activity
Source: RefSeq, a predicted model, not a curated record